Molecule: messenger RNA, 5770 nt
Organism: Nomia melanderi (Alkali bee)
Lineage: Eukaryota; Metazoa; Arthropoda; Insecta; Hymenoptera; Halictidae
Product: prohormone-2
Source: RefSeq, a predicted model, not a curated record
CGCCGGUUUUCUAGUCGCCCUGCUGAGCCCCGGCGCUCAUUCCGCCUCGAUCAGCCGAGCACACCGGUUCUCCGCAGACCCCGGAGAACUGUUCUCACGAGAGAGAGAAACAGGCAGGAGAGCAGGAACCUUUCAAGAGAAUACUUUGCAGGCGGCUUCGAGAAAGAUGAUCUCGUGGGUAGGAUUGCUAAGUCUGUGCUCGGUCGUUUUGUUGGCCGAAUCUCUACCGCCAUUCCUGGACCAGGAGGAGAAAAAGCCUUUACUGAUCAUAAGACCAAAACCUAAGAAAGCGCAGGAGGUGCUGAUGUUCGGUAAUCAGCAGAAUCAUCAGCCGGAAGCCAAUUCCGGAACGACUUACACGUCCAACACGGAGAAGAGAAACCUCCCUUCGUCGGGUUUGGGUGGAUUGAAGGUAGCGCUAGCGAAAGAAGAUCCCACUCGCUCGAAAUCCUCUUCAGUCCGCGAUGAUUUCUCCCCUUAUGACAAGAACUACGAGUUCGAAGUGGAGGACGAUGUGAACGUGUUGGGCCAAAAGGAGUCCAACGCCUGGAACGAUCCGCCGUACAGUCGUUACUACUCGAACGAGGACCGCAGGAAGAAGUCCGAGAAAGCUGCGAUCGUCGGGACGACCACCACGAAACCGGCCACCGUCUCUUAUCAAUCGCCGACGUCCACGCAGCAGUCGGUGCAGCCGCAGGUGAAGAGAAGCGUGCCGAUUUACCAAGAGCCGCGAUUCAAGAGGGAAUUGGAUAUUGAUCCGGAGGACGUGUUGACCCUCCUGUCCCUCUGGGAGAACAAGCGUCGUAACCGGAACUGGCACAAAUACAUAAACGACGAGUACGAGAACCUGGACGAAGAUGGCAACCUUCUUGAAGAGGACGACCCACGAAACGUUAUCCCGUGGAUGGACUCGCCGUAUCCUCCCCGCCACUACAUGGACUCCCUGUCGCCGUCGGACAUCGGCAUCGUGCGCACCCACCCGCCGAGCUACUACGAGCAGUUCGGCAGCCAGUACGGCCAACAAUACGAAGCCGCGUCUCAGUACGCCGGCAAUCCUCAGUACGGGCUCGUUUACCCUCAGCAAACCUACUACAACGCGCCGGAGAAGAGGUUCAUGGUCUCUAGGAAACGCUCGCAGACGUACGACCCUUACUCGAGCGCCUCGCAGUACCAGAUGAGCUCCCAAGCACGGGGAUUCCCCUACCAGCACCGUUUAGUGUAUUAAACCCGGCCGAGUUCGACCCGACAACCAAGAGAGCGACGGAACGACACAAACCAGGAAUGAAACUAGGAAAUUAUCGUAUUCCGGGAGAGCGGGGGUAGAAUCGGGGGACGCGCGGCUAUCUCCGGCGAGUUUCCCCUCAUUUUCGCUAUCCUGUCCUUCGUCGCGUGCAUCCGCGCACGUGCUCGCGGGCCGGACGAGAAAGACUACUUCUUAUACUCUAAGGGAACGCGUCGGACGGCGCUCGCCCGCGGGAGCACGCCGAAGAGGCGCGUGGCUAGCCGUGACAGCUUCUGAAAUCUCCUUUGGCUUUUUUAUAUUUAUAUGACGCUUACUCUUUCGUGUCCCGAUGGUGGUACCUUGCAGCGCCAUUUACAGUAGGCUAGAAGUCGAAUACAGUUUGAUCCUUAACCCUUCGAGGACGAAGAUUGCUGAAAGCAUACAAAAUCUUCUGCAGAUUCUGCUAAAUUAAACGCUGAAUACUUAAAUCAUGGAGAAUAAGGAAACUGUGUACCGAUUUCCUGCGAUUCGAAUAGUUAAAUCACUUGUUCGCAACUGGGUAUUCCAAAGAUGGAAGUUUGAUCUCAGCAGAAUGCAGACAUUCGUCCGCAAAGGAUUAAAGUACCGUUUACGUUAGAAUUAGAAGCGAAACGUAACUCGCUGUUUCUUUCCGGAAUUGGAUUCAAUUCGAAAUACCAUUUUAUGCGUUCACGACUGAAUCGAUGUGAAAUAUAUUUCUGCGCGUUACUUUGCAAUAGGGAUGGUAAAGGGGAUGCUGGGAUCGAGGACGUAAAGGGUUCAGUGAAGGUACUAUUAUUGACUGGAAAUAUGAAGCUUUUGCUAGUAAGACGCUUCGCGAGUUUCGAGUGCUGCGGAUAUUUUAUAAAAGGAAAGCUCGAGAUGCAGGAGGCAGUCGCUCUUCGGCGCGCUCUCGCGCACUUCCGGUUCAUACGGCGAAGUUGAGGGGCCCGUACACGUCACGAUCCAUCGUGCCGCGAAUUCAGAAUUCAAGAAAGAAAAGAACAAAAGAAAGGAAGUAAAAAACUUCAACUUCUGGAAGAGUUCUACUGUCUUUAAUGCAAAACACGUUUCGCGAGUAAUUGAAAUUACAAGAGCAAAGUUCUCGUCAGGCAGAAUGACUUAAAGGUAUCUCGAAGAAGAAAAGCGAGCGGAAUUGUUGAAUCUCGAUGAAUAUCGUCGCUCGACGGAUCGUCGCGUGUACGGGUGCAACGGUGUACUGAGAAAUUCCUCCGAUUCGUCGCGGGAUCUCGUCGCGAGGCGAGGAACGUGAACGUGUAUCGGCCCCUUCGCAACGUUUAAGCUCCUGGCGCGUGCAACGCCGCGGUCCAACCGAACCAUGGCGCUCACGCCACGACUGAAGUCCUUAAACAAUCGUAGUAUUCGAAUCAAACUACCCCUCAGGCUUGGUUUCAUCACUUCUCCGACUGAUAGAGAGAUAGGGAGCGAUGAGUUAGGAGGGUGGAUGCUUUCUUUUUGUUUCUCCGGAGAAAAAAAAGUGUUAGGCUAGACCGGUAGAUUACCGUAGAACUCGAGGAACCAGCUAGAGAAGAAGACGAAAAUGAAACGGAUACGAAAUUAAACGGAAAAGAAGAAAAACAAUGGGACGAUUGAACGUCAAUCGGGGACGAUAGAGAAUAGUAGGUGACGUUAGAUCACGCGAAUUUAGAGGGUCGAGGCUGAAGAGAUGUAAUUUUCUAAUCUUGUCGAUUCGUUUCGCGUCUACGAAUAUUGUUAUGUGUGAAUAUAUCUGUGGACGUAAGGCAGAGAAUCGCGUUUUCGAAAGUUUACUGGAACUUGGGCAUGUUGGAGAAGCUCUGUGUUAGCAUUUUGAAGAGAAACUAUUCUUUUAUGUCUUUAUCGUCUUAUCUUCGAGAUCCGAACUUCCUUAUUUCCGAAUCCAAUGUUAAAUACAGAUUUUCCUCGUUUGAUUUCGACGUGAUCUAGUUUUGAAACGAUGGCUCGUGCCGUACCGCCUUACGACCACAAAUAUAUGUAUAAAUAUAAAUAUUUAAAUAUAUAUAUAUAUGAAUAUAUAUAUAUUGUAUCUAAUAUUUGUUAAACGAGAGAGUGACCGAAGUUCGAUCGAGCUCGUUCGCGCGGUUUUUAAUCCAUCUGCUACGUGUUACUUUUACAACCAAAAGCAAAAAAAAUGAAAAAAAGCUAGAGAAAAGGGAAGGGAGGAAGAAUCAACAAUUACAAAAAAAGAAUAAUAAUAAUAAUAAUAAUAAUACUAAACGGAGCGUUGUUGUAGAGGACAACAAAGGUUUGGCUCCGAACGUUCGGUGUUGAAACGCUAACGACAUAUCUUCUAUUUCGAUUCACGCUUUAUAUUCCGAAACCCGCUGACUAAACGUUCCCCUAGACUUUUUACUAUUAUAAUCGUCAAUUAAUUUUCCUAGCCGUGUCACGGUCACUAAUUAAAUAACAAUAGUUGAUCGAGGCGACUGUUCGAUGAGUGUUUAGUGUAUAUCUCGAUAAUGUUCAACUUUUUCAAGCUGAUAUACGGGCCGAAUGGUUCAGGUUCUGCGACUCGAUUUCGGUUCGAACGACUGGAUACCAUUUUGCGAUCCGUAAACAUCUCGAAAUGAGGGUGACACAGUGUUCAAGUCAGUCUUCGAAGGAUGAUCCUUUUUGAACCACAUCUUCAUACAUGUAUUCGACCAUAUAGAAUCUUAAAAUAACGAAUAAUCGAGGUAUCUGAUAACGAAACAUUGAGAUAUCGAUGAAAUUUAUAUUCGCGUUCGCUGUGAACGAUCAAAAUUCGCGAGCUGCUCGACGAUCAAAACGGAGAAGAUCAGCGUGACAAACGUUUCGUUAAAGAUUCACGAUGUUUCCGGAAACAUUGAGAAUCGACGAACGCGAAGAAUUUCGUUUAAAAUGCGCGAACAAUUCGAAUGUUCCGAUCGAAAUUGAACAUUUCUUUGGAAAGCUUCCAGCGUGACCGACAAAAUGGCGUGUCGCGAGACGGAUCGGGCGCGCGGAAUUUAAACCUCGGCCGCGGCCGCGACGCGUAAAAGUGUGUGGAACACCUGUUAACCGAUAAUCCAUCGUCUACCAAUUGUUAACCGAACACAGCAGAGAAGGUUGUACGUGGUUCGUGAGUCAGUGUCCGACGAAUUCUGUUUUCGAUCGAAACCAAACACGGCCUUCCAUUUGCAGCAAACUUGUUCCGAGGAGACUGAAUAAUUUAGUCCUUUCUGUUUCUCGUUUCUCGUCGUCCGAUGUCCGGUGUAUGCUCGAAAAAGAGGAAGCGAAUUAAAAGGAAAGAAGCUGAAUGAAGACAAAAGAGAGAGAGAGAGAGUGUGUGUACGUGUGAGAGAGAAAGAAAGAGAGAGAGCAGAAGAAAAUCGUAACAGGUGAGGAGAGAGAGAGAUGAGGAAAUGGUUUUUUCGAGACGACUGACCGUAAAGGAAGGGGGAAAAAAAACCUUUUGUGACUUAACGCUAUCACAUAUAUUUUUGACGAUCGUUUAGCGUGUAAUUUAGACUUACUUCUAGCACUUAAGUAUUACCGAGACGAUGAAGAGUAAUUCAGUAUUUAUUAUACGACGCAUACACACGUGUAUAUAUAUAUGUGCGUGUACAUGUAUAUAUACAUAUGUAAUUAAUGUUACUCAUAGACGAUGAGAAGUAUUAAUUAUUGUAUAAUUAAACUGAUAUCAAUCAAUCGGGCUUGCGUUUCAUUCACACAUAUUUUCAUUUUGCCGGUUCGAAGUGAUUCUCGCGGCACGAGGAGACGACAGCUUACUCAUGGCCUUUUUUUACGUCCUACGACUGUGUUUGCGUGGGUGUUCGUUGCCGAGAUAUUAACGGAUUAAACGUAGAAAUUCCGACGAAUUCGAGAUGGUAAACUCUGGAGACUGUUCUCGUUGUCGAUUUCACCCCUUGAAGACGAAUCAACUUUCAACGAAGCACGAUUUUCGAAUUUUCUGUGAACUGAUUACGAUCCUUUACAUUAAUAUACUGUAUCAUCCGGUAGUACGGUGAUUACAUCGAUUAUUUAUAAUUACGACAUGCGCCGUAAUUCAACACCUUCGUGUUUAGAACUCGGUUUCCGUCGUUGGUCUUGAAAGGGUUGAAAGGAUGACGAGCUCUAAUUUGCAGUCCUAGGCAACGAACGAGACUCGAAGGGUAUAUCGCGAUUUGGAUUUUCAAUGGAACUUUGUUCAGUCUCAAUCGAACAGCGCUUGAACAAACAAUGUUAACCAACACUCGAAUAUAUCCGACAUCGGCCAACCGUCGACCCGUUUUACUUUACAAAUGGAUUCUAUGUGUGCGUACUAUAAAAUAAGUAUCGUGUAAACGUGUCAACUUUCGAGAUCUAUAUUACGUGUGCGUACUAAAAUCGAAUGAUGGGGAAGAUUAAGGGAUGAUUGGGGGUGUCGAAAGAAGAUUAACAUGAUUAGGGCCAGAUUAAACGGAUUAAAACGAACAAAAAAAAAGAAAAAGAGGAAACGAAUAAGAAAUGCAGAGGAGACCGACGACAAAAGAAUCGUGUGUCACCCGAUGCCAGAAAUAUUUUUCAAAC